Molecule: messenger RNA, 3151 nt
Organism: Puccinia graminis f. sp. tritici CRL 75-36-700-3
Lineage: Eukaryota; Fungi; Basidiomycota; Pucciniomycetes; Pucciniales; Pucciniaceae
Exons: 5
Coding region: 408-2693 (761 amino acids)
Molecular function (GO): protein binding
Source: RefSeq, a predicted model, not a curated record
CCAGUUAUUCUCACCUUUAGAACCAGAAGAAACAGAUGGCUGGAAGCUGAAGUUGCUCUACUCAAACCUCUUUUUUUUUCUUAUCCCGCCAGCACCUGAGCUCCCCCAACUUAAACCAGCUGUCUCAAUCAAACCAGGCUCAAGACAAGCUUCAGCCAGCCAUCUCUCACUCUACCAAUCACUAUUUAAACAGGCUCCAACUCCCCAUCCAACCAAAAACAACCAACCAUUCUGACCAACAAAAUCAUCCACUACUCUUCAUUCACACAUUCAUACUCAAUCCCGACGAUCCACAACGCCUGCAGCGAAGAACCCUACGCCACUUCACACUUCUAAGCACUUCUACACAGCCACAAACUCAGCCCAAUUUCUUCCGACCCCCACCAUACACACACACACACACACACAUGGCCAACUCAUUCUACCCUCACCAACCCAGGCCAAGCCUCCCUCCGGUCCCUCCUCAACUCAAACACCACCCUUCCACCGGCCACCGCCCUCCUCUGCCGCCCGUACCAUCAGACUAUCGUGCUCAAGCUGCUGCUGAACAACAGCGUCAGCAUCACUACGAAGUGCCUGCUCCCUAUGCGCUCACAGCCGACAACCUCAGACAGAUAGACUACUUCAACUCACCUGCCCCCGCUCAUCCACCCCACCCACCUCAGCCCAUACGCUCCCAGUCAACCGCACCUCCCCGCUCCUCGCCGAUCCCAGCUCAUUCCUCCUACGCAGGAGCCUACCCCACCACCGCCCCACUCGCCCGGGCUCAUUCUCACCAGAACCAAUCUCAUCCAUCCUCGGCCGGCCAGCUCUUCCUCGAACCCAGCCCCCGGCUCACCAACUUCCCUUCCCACUCGAACUAUGGACCCCCUCAGCCGGCCUACAACGUUCGCUCGGAACCAACCAGCCCUGGCAUCCUCUCUCACAGCAAACCGAUCUCCCUCCCCGUCAUCGACCUUGACAUGCUCACGGCGCUCUAUGAACAGCAUUUCAGGCAAAGCUCCGACCCGGUUGGUCAGGUCCAGUGGGCAUCCAAGGUCUUCAAGUUCAUCGAACGCUCCCAGGGUCUCGAGGCUUCCUCAGCCCCUCCUUCGCCCUCACCCCAAGACCCCAAAUCUGCACAAACCUCCAAGAUCUCGGACCCCUUACUAGUCAAAUACACUGACAUCGCCCUCAAGACUGUCCUGAAAUAUGCCGACGGGAACCCCCAUCUGGCUAACGGGGGCGCCGAGGCCCUAUAUCUCAGGGGAGACCUCUAUUCCACGGGCGCCUUCCCCUCCUAUCGGGCUAAGGACCCCAUGCUCGCUUUCAGAGACUUCGAGGCCGCCGCUCAUCUUGGCUAUUAUCUUGCUUGGUUUAGAAUCGGCAGAGAGUACGAGAAUUGUGAGGAUUGGGAUAGGGCUAUUGGGGCUUAUGAACAUGGACUUGCCUUUGAAGAAUGUGCAUGUGUUUAUAGACUGGGUAUGUCUUAUCUACUAGGCCAGAUGAACUUACCAGUCGACAUGGCCCAAGCGGUAGUCUUUCUGAAGAAAGCGGCCCAACUAGCGAACGAGGAGACUCCACAGCCGGCGUACAUCUAUGGGAUGAUCCUUGCCGGAGAGUUCGAGUCGUUGCCCCAGAUCCCCCACGAGAUCUUGCCCCCAAACCUCAGCGAAUCAAGGUAUAUGAUCGAAAAGGCCGCCUAUCUGGGCUUCGCUGCCGCCCAGUAUAAGAUCGGUUGGUGCUACGAAUACUCUCAAAUUACUUGCCCUUUCGAUCCGCUAUUAUCGGUCGAAUACUAUUCUUUAGCUUCUCAACAAGGAGAGAGCGAAGCCGACAUGGCCUUAUCGAAAUGGUUCCUGUGUGGAGCAGAUGGUCACUUUGCAGCGAAUGAACCGUUAGCAGUGACGUUUGCCGAGAAGGCGGCGAGGAAAGGACUAGGCUCUGCGAUGUUUGCGAUAGGAUACUAUCUAGAAGUAGGGAUAGCCGGACGACAGGAUGCAAAAGCAGCGCUUGAGUGGUACCAACGUGCGUGGCAAGACGGAGGCAACGAGGAUGCGCGGGAACGGCUGGCAAGUCUGGGCCAGGGUGGACACCUGUUAUCCCGGCAGCAACACGAGCAGCAUCUGGACCAGAAGCUAGUCCGCAAGCACACCAUGGCCGCCUCGCGCAGCCCGGCCGAGCCUCCCAGAUCCUCCCCCGGCGUCCGUCGUCGCGAAACCAUGCGUAGGGUCGAGAAGGCUCGCAGGGUGGCCGAGAUCGGUGUCCUUGGCUCUCGCCAGAGCUCCUCCAGCGACUCGCCGCCCUCCAACCCCGUCUCUGUCCCCACCACACCCGGAUCCCCUUACUCGCCUACUCGGAACGGUCACCACUCCAAGGAUAACAACACCCACGCCCCCCGAAACGGCCACAGUCCUGCUAAUCUUCGUCAACCCUCAACGCCUCCCCAUCAUCAUCAUCAUCAUCCUUCGAACCAAAACAGUCGUCCUCUCAUCCAUAAACAUUCGACCGGUCACAUGGUCAAUCGACUCAAUAGUUUCCAACUCUCCGAUGAUGGGCCCAUUCCCAACCCGCUCUCUGCAUCAAAGGAAAUCGACCAUAUCACGACCUCCACGCCGGCUAAAACCGGGCCUAAAACUCAGUUCAACUCGUUCGCUGACAUGGGCAUCCAAACCGCUAAAGCUAAAAAAACUGAGGAAUGCACCAUCGUUUGAGUCGUGUUCUCACCCCCCUUUUCCUGACUUCUUUUCUCCUUUUCUUCUUUUCUCAUUCUUUCUCCCUUUCUCUCUCUCACUUUCUUUAUUAUUCUUCUUACUUUCUGUUAUGAUUGGCUCCACACCAAUAAUCUGUUUCUUUUCCUUUUUUUCCCCAUCUCUUUUCUUUGCCCCUCUUCUUUUAUCUUCUCUUUUUUCUUUCUUAUCGUCGUCGUCAUCCUUGUUGUUGUUUCUGAUUACUUGAGAUAUUACACACAUAUCACACACAUGUGCUUUCACUUACUUGCUCAUGUAUACAUCAUGUGUACUUUUGCAUGCGUUCUCUUCAUGUAUGUAUUCCUGUCCCCCCUUCUUUUUUUCGAUAACAUUGUGGGAGACCAACUUCCUUUUUCCACUCCUCUUAUUCCUUCUCUUCCAUCAUCAUCACCCCUCCUUUCUUUCUUUCUUUCUUUCUUUCU